AUGCAGGCCAUGGACCCUGCUGCGGCGGAUUUUUACGAGGAGGACGGCAAAGACUUAGACUUCUACGACUUCGAGCCGCUCCCCACUCUGCCGGAGGACGAGGAGAACGUGUCCCUGGCCGACAUCCUCUCCCUGCGGGACAGCGGUCUCAGCGAGCGGGAGGCCUGGGCCGUGUGCCUGGAGUGCAGCCUGUCCAUGAGGAGCGUCGCGCACUCGGCCAUCUUCCAGACCCUGUGCAUUACACCCGACACCCUGGCCUUCAACACCAGCGGGAACGUGUGCUUCAUGGAGCAGCUCAGCGACGACCCCGAGGGAGCCUUUGUCCCCCCGGAGUUCGAUGUGACUGGGAACACCUUUGAGGCCCACAUCUACUCUCUGGGGGCCACACUGAAGGCAGCCCUCGACUAUGUGACGGAGCCCGAGCCCCAGCCCAGGCUGAGCCGGGAGCUGGAAGCGCUGCUGGGCCAGAUGCAGGCCGAGGACCCCCAGGACCGGCCCGACCUGCAGAGCAUCAUCGCACUGUGCGAGGGGAAGAUGCAGCUCACGUCCUCCUGCCGCCUGUGCCAGAGCCUCUCGGCUGCCGGGAGGAGGGUGCUCUCCAUCGAGUCCUUCGGGGCGUUUCAAGAUGUCAGUGAGAUCACCUGGAGGGAGAGACUGGCUCCAAAAAAUGUGGGGCCCAAGAGGCAGCCAGGGGACCGCUCCGCGGACCCAGCGGCCCUGCCUGCCCUGGAGGGCCGGCCCCCGAGCCCCGCCGGAGAAAGCCUGGAGCACCCGGGGACCCCGCCCUCCAAGGCUCUGCUGUCAGCCCCUGUGAAAAACGGAGAAAGCCCGGGCCAGGAGGGGCUGGUCCCCGAAAGGCUGGCCUGCCUCCUCCUGGAUGCCCAGCAGCCCCUGGGGGACCCGGACAGAGGCUCCCUGGAGAGGAGCCGCCUGAGGGAGGUGCAGACGCUGCCCUGGCUCCCACCCUGCAGCCCCGAGGCCGGUGCCCUCUGCCUGUCGCUGACCAGCACGAAAACCCAGCCACCGGCACCAGAAUUCUUCCCUCCAGACCCCAGGAAGCCCUUUCCGGAGGGGAAAAAUGGCCUUACCAGCUCCCAGGCACAGCCCGAAUCCAGUCUGUGGCUGGAGCGAGACGUCGAGCUCCGGCGCAGUGGGGACAGGGGGGCGCGUGGCCCUGGCCCCGCGGAGGGAAGCCCCCUGCCCGGUUCCAAGGGCCCUCGCGAUGCCGGCAGAGACCCAGGGACUCCCGAGCCUGAUGACGGGACUGCGGACAGAGCCGGGGAGCCGGGCGGAGCAGCCCUGGAGCAGGGCGUCUCCCUGCAGGACCUCCUGUCUAAGCUGCGCCGGCCCUUCAAGGAGUACGAGCUCUGGGCUCUGUCCCACGCAUGCCUCAGCACCCUGCGGACGCACGGCCAGCACCCAGCCUACCUGUGUCUGGACUCCGUGCUGGUGGCCGAGGAUGGAACUGUGCUUUUUGGGCCACCUCCCGCCAGCGGUGCUUACAACUCGUUCUUUCUGGCUCCUGAGGUCGCAGAGCAAAAGCUGACGACUGAAAAGGCGUCUGUGUACUGCGUGGCUGCGAUCCUGUGGACAGCAGCCAAGUUCAGCAUCCCCCGAGACCACAAGCUGGCCCUGCCACGCAGGCUCAAGACCCUCCUCCUGCACAUGGCCAGACGCAGCGCCCAGGAGCGGCCAUCCGCAGCCGAGGCCAUAGAGACCUGCAGCGGUUACCUCCUGCACAGAGGCAUGGACAGCAGAAAGAUCCUAGCCCACCUGAGGGCAUUGACCUGCAUGGCUUGCCAGGAGGAAGAGACCAUCGGUCUGCAAAACCCCUUCUCGGUGGCUGAACUGAGCCCCAGCACAGCAGCUGCGCCCAGGCCCGGCUCAGGCUUCAUGCAGAUCAGCAGUGACAGCAGGCUGGUGGCCGUGCCGAGGCCGGUGCCCGGUCAACCCUCCUGCCUCCAAGGGGCCACGUUGCUGCCAGAGGCGUUCACCUCCCCGGCCACUCACUUCAGGCCCAUCGUCCUCGCUGCCAAUGCUGGUGUCGCCAGGGACACGCUCGCCCUGACCUUGGGGCCGGCUGAGAGGCCUGAGGAGAGGAGAGGCCGGCUGGACGGGGAGGGUGAUGGGAAGCAGGCUCCUGAGGCCCAUGGAGCGGCCACCGGCCUGAAGACGCCUGACCAGCCAGCACCCGGUUCCCCAGAGCCCCUCAGAGAGUCAGCGCCAAGAGACUCAACCCAGGGCUGCCCCAGCCCCCCAGCCCCUGCCCCAGCCAGCCCGCUGGAAGGGGCUUCACUGGUGAUGCCCAAAUCUCUGGCCCCGACACCGCCCGUGACAAUACAGAUGCCACCCCCGGAGCGAGGGCCGAAGGAACCCAUCCCAACUGCAGCUGCUUGUGGAGACCUCGAGCCCCGCCUCCCCGGGCCCACCGCAGCCCCCCACAGUCCUUGCCACCCAGCCAAGCCGCCCAGGGGCAGGGCCACCCAGGUCCCAGGCCAGGAUCCCGACGGCCCCGGGGAAGCCCCCGUCAGGGAGUGGGAUGACCGGGCCCCAGAAGGUCACCCGGAGUGGCCCUGCCCAGCAGACCACAAGCUCUGUCCAUCCAGCGUGGAUGCCUCGCCGCUCUCACAGGGGACAGCCUGCCCAUCGCUGCAGGAGACCACACGCCUCAUCCAGGAAGAGUUUGCCUUUGACGGCUACCUGGACCACGGGCUGGAGGCUCUGAUCAUGGGAGAGUAUAUUUACGCCUUGAAAGGCCUCACCUAUGCCACUUUCUGUGGGGCCAUAUCCGAGAAGUUCUGUGACCUCUACUGGGGGGAGAGAUUGCUGCAGAGUCUUUUCAGAGUGGUGAACGGGAGGACGUCGCCCUCCGAGAACACUUCCGAGGAGGCUGGGCCACAGCCCGAGGGCAGCGGUGGGACCAGCGCUCCGAGCACGCGCUCACUGUCCAGCAAAAGGCCUUCACAUCUCGGAGCGGGGAAGAAGCAGAGCGUGGACUCAGACGAGCUCUCGCGGAGCAACUUUGAGGUGGGGUUUCGGCCUCAGAAGUCGGUAGCAGCUGGGAGGGAGCAGCCCCAGGCAGGAGAGGCCCGGCAGCAGGGCGGGGGCCUGGCUGGGGGCUCUGAGGCAGCGGUGCGGCUAGCCCGGCCCCCGGAGGGCGGCCCGUCCGUGAGCCCAGGCCCAGGCGGCUUGCAGAGCUGCAGCCCCGGCUGGUGCAGCGCCUUCUACGAGGCCGACUGCUUCAGCGCCGACGUGCACUGCUAUGUGAAGGAGCUGGCGAGGCAGAAGGCCGCCGGGUGCCCCGCCGCCGAUGCCCAGAGCCCGGAGCUGGAGCAGCAGCUCAUGAUAGAGAAGAGAAACUUCCGGAAAACCCUCAAGUUCUACCAGAAGCUCUUACAGAAGGAGAAGCGGAACAAAGGCUCCGAGGUGAAGACCAUGUUGUCCAAACUGAAAGGGCAGCUGGAAGAGACGAGGUCCAAGGUGCAGCUCCUCGGGCUGGUCAAGAAGUACCUACAGGUCAUGUACGCGGAGCGGUGGGGCCUGGAUCCCUGCGCCCUGCCUGUGAUCGUGAGCAUCGCGGCCGCCCCCUGCGACACGCUGGACUUCAGCCCCCUGGACGAGUCUUCCUCCCUCACCUUCUACAGCGCCAGCAAGCGCCCGCGUGGCGGCCGGCAGAGGAAGGCCCGCAUCCUGCAGGCUGGCACGCCGCUGGGGCUCAUGGCCUACCUCUAUUCCAGCGACGCCUUCCUGGACGGCUACGUGCAGCAGUUCCUGUACACCUUCCGGUACUUCUGCAGCCCCCACGACUUCCUGCACUUCCUGCUGGACCGCAUCAGCAGCACCUUGUCCAGGGCCCACCAGGAUCCCACCUCCACCUCCUCCAAGAUCUACAGGCGCAGCUUCUGCCUCCUGCAGGCCUGGCUGGAGGACUGCUACGCCGUGGACUUCAGGAGGGACGCCGGGCUCCUGGGGAGGCUCCAGGACUACCUUGCCUCCCAGAUCCUGCCCCUGGACAGCUCCGCAGAGCCCCUGUUGGCCCUCCUGGAGGUGGGCACCGAGCGGCGGGCUGAGGGCGCCCCACGCAGCACAGACCUGCAGGACCCCAAGGAAGCGGAGGACGCCGCCAGGCCCCUCAGCGCCCUGUGGAAGAGCCUCUCGGAGGACGGCGUCUCCCGGAAGAGCUUCCCCUGGCGGCUGUCCCGGGGCAACGGGCUGGCGCUGCCCCACCACAAGGAGCGCCAGUACAGCAUCGCAUCCGCCCUGCCCAAGCCCUGCUUCUUCGAGGACUUCUACGGCCCCUACACCAGGGCCAGCGAGAAGGGGCCCUACUUCCUGACCGAGUACAGCACCCACCAGCUCUUCAGCCAGCUGACGCUGCUGCAGCAGGAGUUGUUUCACAAGUGCCACCCAGUCCACUUCUUAAACUCUCGGGCCCUGGGCGUCACGGACAAAAGUGUGGCCGUCCCCAAAGCCAGCUCCUCUGGGUCUCUGUCGGCCAAAACCUGCAGCUUAUUUCUGCCCAACUACGUCCAAGACAAGUACCUGUUACAGCUUUUAAGAAGCGCAGACGACGUCAGCACCUGGGUGGCCGCCGAAAUCGUGACCAGCCACACCUCCAAGCUGCAGGUGAACCUGCUCUCCAAAUUUCUGCUGAUUGCGAAGUCUAGCUACGAGCAGAGGAACUUCGCAACAGCCAUGCAGAUCCUAGGCGGCCUGGAGCACCCGGCCGUGCAACAGUCCCCUGCCUGGAGAAUUCUACCCGCAAAGAUAGCAGAGGUCAUGGAGGAGCUGAAAGCCGUGGAGGUCUUCCUGAAGAGCGACAGCCUGUGUCUGAUGGAAGGACGGCGCUUCAGGACCCAGCCCACACUACCCUCAGCCCACCUCCUGGCCAUGCACAUCCAGCAGCUGGAGACAGGGGGCUUCACCAUGACCAACGGGGCUCACAGGUGGAGCAAGCUCAGAAACAUCGCCAAGGUGGCGAGCCAGGUCCACGCGUUCCAGGAGAACCCCUACACGUUCGCCCCCGACCCCAAGCUGCAGUCCCACCUCAAGCAGAGAAUCGCCAGAUUCAGCGGGGCCGACAUCUCCAUUCUGGCCGAGGACAGCAGGGCUGGCUCCCACCAGAUGGCCAGCGAAAAGCACUCCAGAAAGAUUCAGGACAAGCUGCGGAGAAUGAAAGCCACGUUCCAGUAGC
This is a messenger RNA of Lipotes vexillifer (Yangtze River dolphin), 5194 nucleotides long. RefSeq names its product kinase non-catalytic C-lobe domain containing 1 (gene KNDC1). The transcript has 31 exons. Gene Ontology annotation, cellular component: guanyl-nucleotide exchange factor complex; neuronal cell body; dendrite. The coding region runs from base 1 to 5193 and encodes 1730 amino acids. The record is from RefSeq and is a predicted model, not a curated record. Lineage: Eukaryota; Metazoa; Chordata; Mammalia; Artiodactyla; Lipotidae. Gene Ontology annotation, molecular function: guanyl-nucleotide exchange factor activity. Gene Ontology annotation, biological process: regulation of dendrite morphogenesis; small GTPase-mediated signal transduction.